AUGUCUUUCUAUCUAAUCCCUGACCUCCUGCCGCAGGAUUCCUCUGUCACAUUCUACGAAUCCUCCUUUUUCAACCGUGGCCCGGACCUACCCAAGCUUCCAACUCCUUCCGAAGUCUUGGCCAGGCCCAAUUAUGUUCAGCAUCCACGCGCCGAGGGCAUGGUGUUACGUCAGCCAGCCGUGUUCAAAGAGCUUAAACGUGUCGUGAAACACAGCCGCAACUUGAACGCGAUUAUCGAGGAAGGACAGUGUCUUUGGGCCGUUCGUCACUUCUUGCCUGAAGUCCCAGUUCCAGAGGUCUACAGCUGGACACAGGAAAACGGCGUCACAUUCCUCUAUAUGGAAUACAUUGAUGGGAUCACUCUACGUGAUCGUUGGGACACUCUAAGCGCUAUUGAAAAAGAUGGCAUCUGUGAACAGCUUCGAUCGAUGGUCACUAAAAUGUCUCAUCUGCGCCAAGCACCUGAUGAUCCGUUCAUCGGUAAUAUCAACCGCGGGGCCGUGAGAGACAUGGUCUUUACUAACACAAACUUUCCACCUGCUGGCCCUUUUUCUGCAGCGGCUGAAUUCCACGACUGUAUGUCGGACAUGUUCAAGUGGCCAGCCACGGCCGAUGAUCCAGAUCUUGAUCCUACCAGUAUCACAGACCCUUAUCGACAGAUGCUGCCUGACGAUUGUCCCAUCCGCUUCGCGCACGCGGAUCUCAACCCUGUGAACAUAAUGGUGUCCAAAGAAUCGCCUUGCCGUAUACUGGCAAUUCUUGACUGGGAACAAUCGGGCUGGUACCCCGCCUACUGGGAGUUUUGCAAAGCCGAAUUGACUAUUGAAGCCCAUUCAGAGUGGCAAGCUGUAUAUUUGCCCAAGAUUUUCGAUGAGCCAAGUUGUGUCGAAGGCUUCUACGCUUAUGUUAGCUCAUUUGCCCCUUAA
Molecule: messenger RNA, 927 nt
Organism: Fusarium tjaetaba
Lineage: Eukaryota; Fungi; Ascomycota; Sordariomycetes; Hypocreales; Nectriaceae
Product: phosphotransferase family
Exons: 2
Coding region: 1-927 (308 amino acids)
Source: RefSeq, a predicted model, not a curated record